CCCGCACCGGACAGUACUGUCGCGACCACGCUCACACGCCGCCACGCCGCCGUCGCUCUAUUCGCAACUACUCGCAGAAACCACUGCCGCGAUCGUAUAAUACCAAAUCUGACAGUUAUAGAUAACAAGUAACAACGCAUCAGAAGAUAUGUUCAAACUUUUUAUGUUUAAAUAAAUAAAUAUCGGUUGAAAACUACUAGAAAAAAUAGGAGUUAAAGUAACUUUUUAGUUGAGUUAAUAACAUAGUGGUAGAAUUAAAAGACGUAAUUUGGUGAUGUGAUAUGGCCGAGCGAAGGUAUCUAAGGGUUUGGGCAAGGGCGCGAAGCAUCUCGUCUGUUGUAGUGGGAUGCGCGUGGGCAUGCGCGGUAUUCACGUUUGUGUCUGCAGACGCGCAUGCCGAUGUCGACACCUCCACAGGCCUCGGCGAUAAUACUUUGACCAAUACAGUUGUGGAGGAACCCGAAUUCACAGAUGUUAUUCAAAAUGUCACUGUACCGGCCGGGCGGAGCGUGCGCCUCGCGUGUUCUGUCAAGAAUCUUGGCUCGUAUAAGGUGGCAUGGAUGCACUUUGAACAGUCAGCGAUUUUGACAGUGCACAACCACGUGAUCACGCGCAACCCUCGCGUGAGCGUCACUCAUGAUAAGCACCGCACGUGGUUCCUGCACAUCUCCGACGUGCGAGAGGAAGACCGCGGCCGCUACAUGUGCCAGAUCAAUACAGUCACCGCCAAAACGCAGUUCGGAUACUUGCAUGUUGUUGUGCCCCCGACGAUUGACGACUCGUUGAGCUCAAGCGACGUUAUCGUCCGAGAGGGGGCGAACGUCACUCUGACGUGCCGCGCUAAUGGCUCUCCUAAGCCCAACAUAAAGUGGAAACGAGACGACAACUCAAAAAUCUCCAUCAGUAAGGGACAUUCCGUUUCGGAGUGGGAAGGCGAAGUAUUGGAGAUGACGAGGAUAUCGAGGUUGGAUAUGGGUGCUUAUCUUUGUAUCGCGAGCAAUGGAGUGCCGCCAACCGUUUCGAAACGAGUGAAAGUCAGCGUUGAUUUUCCCCCUAUGCUUUGGAUACCACAUCAACUAGUCGGCGCACCUCUUUAUUAUAACGUCACAUUAGAAUGCUUUACCGAAGCUCAUCCAACUUCAUUAAAUUAUUGGACUCGAGAUGAUGGUCAUAUGAUCCACGAAAGUCCAAAAUAUCAUAUGGAAAACACAGUCGGUGUACCGGCUUACAAAACUCACAUGAAAUUAUUGAUCCGUCAUAUUAAUACAGAAGAUUAUGGAACUUAUAAAUGUGUAGCUAAAAAUCCGAGAGGAGAAUCAGAUGGAACAAUUCGCUUAUAUACAUCUUCUCCUCCUACAACUACACCAGAUCCUCGUGCAAUGACAGUUCCCCCACCGUCCAGACCACCUCGCCGUGACACCCCGCUUACUGACAAAGGAAAUAAAUAUCAGUCAAACUUGAACGAAAUAGACAAAGGUAAACAGAAAACUGAUGAAGGCGGCGGGAAGACGCAUUUUAACUGGGUGGAGGGCGCAUCACAGGUCACCGGUAAAGCCGACUGGAGCAGGAGCAAUAUUCACGUAUUGUUUCUUAUCGUUUUACCUUUUAUGUACUUAUUUGAGUAAUUGAUGUUAAUUACUUAAAAACAAUCCAAAUCCGCUGUCCAUUUUAUAUAGCACUUUAGGAAAAAUGUCGGAUUACACGUUUGAUUUGAGAUACAUGAUAAAACUUUCACUAAAGUAUAUUUGAUACGGAGUGUUAUCAGUGACAUUAAAGUCAAAAAAUAUUUAUUAAGUAAACUCACUGUUUUCGAUGAUUAGAACUGGGACAUCACUAUAUACCUACAUUUAAAAAUUUAUCAAAGUCAUAUCUAUGGCUUUGCCUUUUAUACUGUUAAAAUGACAAAACACAUGAAUUUCAAGGAGGUAGUAUAUCAGAGCGAUAAUUAGAUUACCUAUAAGCGCACUAGGGGAAAUAUAAGUUAAUAGAAUCUGAGCUUAGGGCUUUUGACCAAAAUCAGCUGUCCGCAAACAAAUCAUGUUAAAAGAAUAUUACCUACAAAUGUUAGUAAUAAAAUUAUUAUACUUGAAAACAGGUAAAUUAGGUUUAAAAUAUAUGAAAAUGUAGGCACAUCAUAAGAUAUAAGAAUCAUAAGUUACAUAACCAAACGAUAUCCAUACGUACGUUGUUGAUAAUUAUUAUACGUAUAUUAUAGGUAUUAUAAUAAUGAUGUACAACAGUUCCUUGAACUAAUGUUGCCGUUCAGCAGAAUGUCCCAAGGCAUUCGAAUGUCGAACCUCAUGGUAUCACAAGCAGCCACAGCCCACAGCCCACAGCGCCGGCACAGGCUACUUGUAGCUGUCACUUGUUACUCUCAUCUAUAGGUAUUCUGCUCAACAGCGAAUAGUAAUAAAAUUCACUGCACACAUAAUAUUAAUAUAAAAUACAAAGUGCACUAUUAACUAUAGUCAUUUUAUUUUAAUAUACAGAUAGAGUAAGACUGAAUGAAUUUUAAAAUGUGUCAUUAGAGAGUGAAUAUGUAUUUCAAAGUUAUUUUACAUGCUUGGAAACCUCGUGUACGCUGUGAUAAAAUAUAUUGAUUGAAUUGAUGACAUUUCAAAAAUUAUUAUGUUAUAAUUAUUGUUUUCUUUUUUGAUAUAAUAUACUUGAUGUGUUUCUGAAAGUUCUACUACGCUGCGAGUUGAAUAUUGCGUUGCGCUUUUCAUUUUAAGUGCGUGAAAAGCCACGUUGGUGUGUAUAUUUACAUAAUGUUAUUUCACAUCAAUUUCGUGAUUCGAUAAUAUUUUAUUUUAGAAAGAUAUCUUGUAUUUAUAUUUUGCAGAAAUCCAAGUAUCUUCUGUCAAUUAUAGUUUAUAUAAAUUGUAUGUAAAUGUUAACAUUUAAUCAAGUUGCCAAAACGCUAAAAGUAAGGUAAACGCUACUCAUACAUAGAUAGAAGUGUUGUAAAUAUACUACGUAAGCCAUAGCAAUUGAAUGUGUUUUUAAUAACAGAGUGUAUUAAUUGUUUAAAUUGUGCAUUUAUUGUCUGAUGUAUGGACGAUUGUAAUGUACCUUCGUAACUAAGAAUGAGU
This is a messenger RNA of Manduca sexta (tobacco hornworm), 3092 nucleotides long. Its product is annotated as lachesin. The coding region runs from base 282 to 1625 and encodes 447 amino acids. The transcript is spliced from 9 exons. Gene Ontology annotation, cellular component: neuron projection. The record is from RefSeq and is a predicted model, not a curated record. Lineage: Eukaryota; Metazoa; Arthropoda; Insecta; Lepidoptera; Sphingidae.